CGCCGGGAAAGAGGCUGUGCGUGGCGCUGUGAGGCUACGGGAGAGAGAGAGUGAGAGAGAGAGGGAGGCAGAAGGACCUGGGACGCGAAGUCUCGCAGGCAACGCAGAGUCACACGGCCGGAGUGAGAGCGAAUGCGGGCUGGAGUGCGUGUGUCUGAGAGGAGUGAUUGUAGUGGAGAGGACGCGCGAGCAAGGAGCGGUGCGGGUGACGGUCCGAUAGUGCGGUGUAUCCAGGCAACCGGCCCUCGGACGGCUCGCGCUCCCCCGAGUCAGCCGAGCCGCCGCCGUGCUAAACACGCUAUUUACGGCGCAUCAUUCUGUGAACCAGAAACGAGCAUUUCUCGCUUUGUAGCGGAGCUGCCGGUGGAAGUCCGCUUGUGUUCGAGGGACGUCGCUUUGCCGUAGAGAGUAAAAAUAGAAUGGUGUGUGAUACAAUGAGACAGUGAGAGGAUACCUUUUUCUUCUGUCUUCACCCACCCGGGAUUGGAUAUAUCUGUUAAUUUACUUCGUCAGCAUGGGAAAGGAGCAAGAACUACUGGAAGCGGCGCGGACCGGGAACGUAACCCUAGUGGAAAAAUUACUGAGUGGCAAAAAAGGAUUGCUGGGCACCGCAUCUGGAUCUAUACCGCUGCCGAGUUUACUGAGCAUCUGGCGAGGACUGAACGUGAACUGCGCUGACAGCUCGGGGUACACGCCCCUACACCAUGCCUCACUCAACGGACACCGGGACGUGGUGCUGAAGCUGCUGCAGUUCGAGGCCUCCACCAAUGUGGCUGACAGCAAGGGCUGCUUCCCUCUGCACUUGGCCGCCUGGAAGGGUGACGUGGAGAUCGUGCGCAUCCUCAUCCGCCAUGGUCCCUCCCACUGCAGGGUCAAUGAGCAGAACCACGAGAACGAGACGGCACUGCACUGCGCGGCCCAGUACGGCCACUCGGAGGUGGUGCGGGUGCUGCUGGAGGAAUUGACGGACCCCACGAUGCGCAACAACCACAGCGAGACGGCGCUGGACCUGGCGGCGCUGUACGGCCGACUGCAGGUGGUGCGCAUGCUGGUGCGGGCCCACCCCGACCUGAUGUGCUGUGGUCGCAGUGGCCUGCACACGCCCCUGCACCUGGCCGCCCGCAACGGCCACCGCGCCGUGGCACUGGUGCUGCUGGAGGCCGGCAUGGACGUCAAUGCCAGGACUGAGAAAGGCAGUGCCCUCCAUGAGGCAGCCCUCUUUGGGAAGAUGGACGUGGUUCGACUCCUCCUGGACGCAGGGAUUGAUGCCAAUAUCCGGGACAGUCGUGGUCGAACAGCCCUGGAAAUCCUGCGGGAGCACCCAGCCCCGAAGUCUCAGCAAAUCACAGCACUCAUUCAAGAGUACAUGGAUGUGGAGAUGGACGGUAAGACUGCCCAGAAUGAGCCCAUCCGACACUGUCCCAUUCCCACCCCCCGCACCUCUGUGUCCUCCCCGGCUGCCUCGCCCUCCCUCAGGAUUAAAAACGAGGCCGUGACGGAGGAGCUGUCCAAGCUGCUGAGCGAGAUCAAGAUGUGCCGAGACAAAGAGUACUCCUUCGAGGACCUGUGCCAUACCAUCUCCUCGCAUUCCAUGGAGAGCUUCGGCGGCGGCCGCCAUGUUGACGAGCAGCGCAAUGGAACUUUCACACGAGUGAACAAGCGACGCUCUCCUCCGCUGGCCCCAGCUCCCGAGGAGGAUGAGAGUGAGAAGAGCUGUGGCCCAGCUGUACUCUGGGAGGCGCUCACGCCCUGCAAUGGUUGCCGUAACUUGGGUUUCCCUGGAUUGUCUCAGUACCAGGACUCCAAGCAGCCCGCUGACAUCAUCCCCUCGCCGUCACUCGACGUCUUCCUGCCAGAGGACGAGGACAACCCGUUCGAAUUUGUCACCAAGGCCGUCACGCGCAAACCCUGCUCGUUGGACAUUGGCCGUCUGACCGGCUGCUCUGAGGAAGACGACUCCCCCCAUGUGACCAUCACAGAACCUGAUCUGAGUAACCAUGGGAACGGCUCUGCAGGGCCGACUCCAGACUGCUCGCCCCCCUCCCCCGACACGGCACUAAAGAACAUUGAGAAAGUGAUCCGCCCACAGCCGAAGCAGCGCAUGUCCCUGUCCUCGACCCAGGAGACGCAGCGGCCCAACCACAGCUACGACCCGUCGGAAGUGAGCUCUUCGCUGGGCUACGCCAGCUUCAGCGCCAGCCCUCCCCUCAGCCCCGCCCUCAGCCCCGCCCUCAGCCCCGCCCUCGGCUCCGCCUUCAGCCCCGCUAAUUACUCCAUUGGGUCCGCGGAAGACUGCGGUCUGGCAGAUGACGUGCCAGUUGAAGACGACUUCCGUGAAGGACACAUCCCUGAGCAGUUUGCUGGGCUGCUGCAUGGUUCAUCACCAGCCUGCGAGUCCCCUGACAACCCCUACCAGCUCUACGGAAAGGUGCGCAAGUUCAGUGCCCCUGAGCCUGGACCGGCACAUCACCACGGCAAUCUGCUGCAGGCUCCCGAACUGUGUGCCCGCCUCCCCCGAACGGGCAGUGAAGCGUCCGCCCUAAAGGGUCCACGGGAACCCAAACCGCAGGUUGUUUAUCGGACCAUCUUCCAUACCCGUGUGAACCAGAACCAGAACAAAACCCGGAACCAGAGCCAGAACGAGGCGGAUCCAAAAAGCGGCUCCCCAGCUCGGUCAGGCUUGGAGGAGCGAGCGUGCACGCUCGGCAGGAUGCGUUCCGUGCCUAAGGACGUGCUGGACCUGCAGCUCUCCCGGAACUUCUCCAAGUCAGACUCCAACCUCAUCUCCGUGUCACCCAUCCAGGAGGAACGACGAGGCCAGCCUGGCACUGGCAGAACCAGCCCCAGCAACCGGCUGGAGCGAACACCGUCCUUCACGGCAGAAUGGGAGGAGAUUGAUAAAAUCAUGAGCUCCAUUGGAGCCGGAAUCAGUACAGAGCUGGAGGAGAUCAAGGAAGACGCAUCAGGCCCCCGGUGCCCGGUGCAGUCUGUGGGCCAGUGGCUCGACAACAUAGGCCUGGUCCAGUAUGAGAACCACCUGCUCGCCAACGGGUUCGACAACGUCCAGUUUAUGGGCAGCAAUGUGGUGGAGGACCAGGACCUGCUGGAGAUCGGCAUUCUCAACUCUGCACACAGACAGCGCCUCCUCCAGGCUAUCCGCCUCCUGCCGCGGGUGCGGCCAAUCGGCUAUGAUGGGAACAACCCCACGUCAGUGGCGGAGUGGCUGGAGUCUCUGGAGCUUGGUGACUACACCAAGUCUUUCCUCAUCAAUGGCUACACCUCUAUGGAAUUGGUCAAGAAGAUCUGGGAAAUUGAGCUCAUCAAUGUGUUGAAGAUCAGCUUGCUUGGACACCGGAAGCGUAUCCUGGCAUCCCUUGGAGACCGUCUCCACGACGACCCACCUCAGAAACCGCCCCGAGCCAUCUCCCUGAGAGAGCCCACUGGGAAUCACACACCUCCGCAGCUGUCACCCUCACUCAGCCAGAGCGCCUACACCACCGCCGGCUCGCUGGACGUUCAGCACCUCAUGAUGCAGGCCGACGCCCGGCGCCGCCGCAACGACAAUUACUUCGACGAUGUGCCGCGCUCCAAGCUGGAGCGGCAGAUGGCGCAAGUGAGCAUGCAAGGCGAGUGGUGCGAACCAAUCACGUUGCGGCCACCCAAUGAGGCGACCUCAUCCACGCCGGUGCAGUACUGGCAGCACCACCCGGAGAAGCUCAUCUUCCAGUCAUGUGACUAUGAGGCCUAUUACCUGGGGUCCAUGCUGGUAAAGGAAUUGAGAGGAACAGAGUCUACACAGGACGUUUGCUCCAAAAUGAGGAAGUCCACCGAGCAGAUGAAGAAGAUCCCCACCAUUGUUCUCUCUGUCUCAUACAAAGGGGUGAAAUUCAUCGAUGCCACGAACAAGAACAUCAUCGCCGAGCACGAGAUCCGCAACAUCUCCUGCGCAGCCCAGGACCCUGAGGACCUCUCCACGUUCGCCUACAUCACCAAAGACCUCAAGUCCAGCCACCACUACUGCCAUGUGUUUACAGCCUUUGAUGUGAACCUCGCGUACGAGAUCAUCCUGACGCUGGGACAGGCGUUCGAGGUGGCAUAUCAGCUGGCUCUGCAGGCUCGGAAGAGUGGGCACGGCUCAUCGACGCUGCCCGAGAGCUUCGACAGCAAGCCAGCAAAGCCCAUCCCCAAACCCCGCGUGAACAUCCGCAAGUCCAUGGAGCAGCCGUCCAUGGAUCAGAAAGGCCACGCCAACGUGCCGUGGAUAGUGGAGCCGGGGCAGGAGGCCAAGAGAGGAGUCAACACCAACCCUCGCUCCUUACUGGACGUCCACCUGGCCUUUCCCGACCACCUGAAUGAGAAUUAAACCAUAAUGCUGCUAUGAGCUGAUACCUUACGGCCCUUUUUUUUUUUGUCCGAAAAUCCUCCCCCCACCCCCCCACCCCCGUCAUUAAGCUUUGCGCUUUGUCUUGUGGAGAGGGCUGACCUGUAGGGGGCGAAAAAAGGAGAGAGACUGGGGGGGUGGUUCCGAUGGGUUCCGCCAUGACACUCGUUGUAGGGACGGACUGCUAGGUGACGCGUCUUGUCUGUGCACGAUGUAGCAGAUCUUCUUAAACCUGUGUCCGAGAAAAAACAAAAUCCAUCCCAUUAUUCUGUCCAUUGGGUUUUAAGUCACUCCCCACCUCCAUGCGGUUUGAGCGGCAUUCUUCAGCAGCCACUGUCUUGUGUACUAGAGGCGAAUUCUCCAUUAAUCUGCAUCUUUCCCAUUGGAGAGAGAAGGCUGGCAUGUGGCACAUGUGAGAGGGACCUGUCGAUUCUGUCCCGCGUUGACAGUAACUGCAAGCAGAACGAGCACUUUGUAUCAGAGUUAAUACGGAGAGAAAGUGUUUUACAAUGAAACAAUGAAAGAAAUGUUUUUGUUUUCUAAAAAAAAAAAAGAAAAAAAAAAACUGAAAAAAAAAUUAACACGCAAACUGUGUAAGUUGCGAUGCGCCGUGUGACUUAUCGGGCGCAUGAUGUCCACGUUGGCCUGGUGAAGAGGGGUGUGGCCAGCAGGAGAGGCGGAGCUGUGGGAGGAGCCUCUGGAUAAGUCAUGUGAUCUCCUUUACAGGGCAGUGCCGGACGCUCAUGUCUUUUACUGUGGAAUGCAAAGAAUGUAGCCAGCCCCCGCUAAACACGGACCCCUUCUCAGAGACACGCUGUUAAAGGCACCCCCCCCCAGCCCUGCCAAUCACGGACCCUGUCUCACACGCAGUUCUGGCGGACCGCAGAGCUUGCUGAGCACCAGUCAUAACAGAACGUACACUUUUGCAGAAGUCAUCGCUGCCAUGGCAACAACUGUCACCGGUGUGGUGGGGAGGGGAGGCGGGGAGGAUUCCCUCACGGGGCGUGACCUCUCACCCUUGCUGGGAAAAGCUGGGGAGGAGGGCUGGGGGUCAGGGGGACGGGGGGACGGCUGGAGGACAGGAAGCACGGCACACCCCUGAGCACCUACAAAAACAGUUGAGGAGAGGGUUGGAUUGGGAGGGGUGGGGGGCGGACACACAAACAGCGAAAUCGCCGCAGGAUAAAGGACUUGUGGUUUGCCUUUACUUGUUUUGCUUUUUUCCCCCUGUUUGCUGUUCGUUUCCGUCUUUGUGGCCAAGACCACAGUAUUAAUAUGCACAAUGUGAGUGGACUGGCAUGACGGGCUGGUGUGGGCCAGCCUCAUCAGGGAGGCGGCGUCCUGACGGGGGCCCUGCCGCCUGCAUCAGUGUUCUCAUUGCCAGACAUCUGAAAUGCUUAAUAUAGGACUAUUAUUACGAUGAUUAUUAUGAUACUACCAUUAAUAUUAUUACUAUUCUUAUUGUGCAAUUAUGGUCUAAUGUUGUCUUAAUGUUACAUUAUUUUUAUAUGAUAUGCUGAACUAAAGCUGGGCUUUAAAAAGAAGCCGUCGAAAAAAAAAUUUAAAAGACACAAACUGCAGCCCGGAAUGUGUGGAUGGGCUCCGUUUGAAAAUACAUUGUGUCAUUUAUCGUGGGGCUAAAACUCGGUUUCAGUCAGAUGUAAUAUUUUACCACAGUAUUACUGUACUAGAAUUUAAAAAAGAAAAGUCCUCAUGUAAAUAGAUAUUUUGCCAAUUCAUUGUUCAUACAUGUAAUGUAGUAAGAUUCGCAGUACAUCGCACUGGAAAUACGGUACCAAAUUUUGAGAGAAACACCAUGAGGUGAUAUAAAGAGCGGAGAGAUUUAUGAGGGCCAGCGAAUGGGAACCUCGCUGCAGACUAACACCUGUAUAUAAGCUUGGGCUUCCAGUACACAGAUUUUGUAAUUUUACUCAUUAUUUAUAUCCUUGUAAAGCACAUGAAAUAAACAUGACUUGUACAGUCAUCAACUCCCA
This is a messenger RNA of Brienomyrus brachyistius, 6375 nucleotides long. RefSeq names its product ankyrin repeat and sterile alpha motif domain containing 1B (gene anks1b). Gene Ontology annotation, cellular component: cytosol. The coding region runs from base 515 to 4363 and encodes 1282 amino acids. Gene Ontology annotation, molecular function: protein binding. The record is from RefSeq and is a predicted model, not a curated record. Lineage: Eukaryota; Metazoa; Chordata; Actinopteri; Osteoglossiformes; Mormyridae. The transcript is spliced from 26 exons.